Dioszegia hungarica is the source of this 498-nucleotide messenger RNA. RefSeq lists its product as uncharacterized. The transcript has a single exon. Bases 1 to 498 code for a protein of 165 amino acids. The record is from RefSeq and is a predicted model, not a curated record. Lineage: Eukaryota; Fungi; Basidiomycota; Tremellomycetes; Tremellales; Bulleribasidiaceae.
AUGGACCGCCAGCUCGCCCCUCCCCUGCGCCUCGAGCCUGUAUCCUCACCUCACGCCAUGACCACCUCCGACGCCCAUACCGCUCUGUCCAACUACCUCGGCUCCCUUCCUUCCUCCUCCACCUCGCGCUCACAACUCGAGCGGCUCGUCGACUCCCUCGGGGUCGAUCUCGGUUUGAUCGAACCUGACGAGAGCAACAAGCGGGAAGAGAAGCGCCGGGAGGCACGGGCGACGCGAAGGGCUGAGCGGCGGAAAGAGCGGGAAAGGGUCGGCUUGGAGGGGAUGGAGAAGGAGGUAGAGGGCCUGGCUGGCGGAGAGGGUGGAGGGGACAAGGAGGAAGUGGACAUGGACGAGGGGGCGGUGGGACUUGAGGGGGAGGAGGGGAUGCAGGAUAGAGGAGAUGUCGAGUAUGGGGACGUGGAGAGUGCGGAUGGAGACGAGCCGGACGAGGAGGAUGAGGGGCAGGAGAAGAUGGAUGUGGAUGCGGACGAGGAAUAG